Molecule: messenger RNA, 411 nt
Organism: Humulus lupulus (European hop)
Lineage: Eukaryota; Viridiplantae; Streptophyta; Magnoliopsida; Rosales; Cannabaceae
Product: LEAF RUST 10 DISEASE-RESISTANCE LOCUS RECEPTOR-LIKE PROTEIN KINASE-like 2.4
Exons: 1
Coding region: 1-411 (136 amino acids)
Biological process (GO): protein phosphorylation
Molecular function (GO): protein kinase activity; ATP binding
Source: RefSeq, a predicted model, not a curated record
AUGGAAACACGUGGUACAAUUGGGUACAUUGCACCUGAAUUCUUCAAUAGGACUUUUGGCGGAGUGUCCCACAAAUUAGACGUGUAUAGUUAUGGCAUGUUAAUUCUUGAAAUGGUUGGAGGAAGAAAGAAUUUUGAUUCCGGUGUCUCUCGUGCUAGUAAAUUGUAUUAUCCAAAUUGGAUUUAUAAGAAUAGCAAAUUGGACAAUAUUGAUUUUGGUAUAAUGGGAGUCACAACAGAGGAUGAAAAAGAAAUAUCAGUGAACAUGAUAUUAGUAGCGAUUUGGUAUAUUCAAACGAGUCAGUUAGAUUGUCCCUCGAUGAGUAAGGUGGUUGAGAUGUUGAAUGCAAGUCUUCAGUCCUUGGAGAUUCCACCAAAGCCAUUCUUGGUUUCUCCUACCACGUCUCCUUAA